CCGACCAGCUAAGGGUGAAGAGUGAAGACCAGUAGGUCUGCGCCGCCGUCGCAAUGACCAUUUGUCAGUUCUUCCUUCAAGGCCGCUGCCGCUUUGGAGACCGGUGCUGGAACGAACAUCCCGGCGCCGGGGGUGCGGGCGGGCGACAGCAACAACAGUCCUCAGGUAGUAACAGACAUGGAUGGAAUACCACUAACAAGAGCAAUUCCAGUGUUAUUCAGCCAUCCAGUUUCUCAAAAUCUGCACCAUGGGGAGGCAGCAGAGAUCAAGAAAAGUCAUCUUUCAGUUCUUUUAAUUCUGGAGCUUCGAGGAAUGGGAACAGAGGGUUUGCAUUGUCUCAGAAGGCAUUUUCUUCACCUAGCUGUGAUGGACAGAAAGAUGAAAAGAAACUUCUGGAAGAAAUUGUAAAAGAUAUGGAGGUUUGGAAAUUAUCAGGGCAGUGGAUGUUUUCUGUUUAUUCACCAACAAAAAAGAAGCCUAAUAUGUCAGGUUUUACAGACAUUUCGCCAGAAGAAUUGAGACUUGAAUACCAUAACUUCUUAACCAGCAAUAACUUACAGAGUUAUCAAAAUUCCAUCCAACAGUUAACAAAUCAGUGGAGGAACAGAGUAAAUGAACUGAAAAAUCCAAAUACAUCAACUAAAAUAGUUUCGCUCUCUGAUGCAAAGGAUGGAGUAAAUCAGACAGCACCAACAUUUGGAUUUGGCAGUAGGCAAGCAGUAACAUUUGGGUCACCAGGUUUUCCAGUGAAUAACAGCAGCAGUGAUAAAGCUCAGAAGUUUAGUUUUAAACCAAGCUCUGGAUUUGCCACUGCCCCUUCUGUAUUCGGGAAUAUUCCAGCCUUCGGAGCUGCACCCUCUGCCAGUUCUGCUAUCACUGCAUCUACCCCAACUUUUGGAUUUGGAAAACCUGAAAUCACAUCUGCUGCUUCAUUUUCUUUUAAAAGCCCUGCAGCUUCUGGUUUUGGAUCACCUGGACUUUCAGGAUUUCCAACUUCCAUGGCAGCAGGCCCUGUGGGAGCUCCGGCUGCCCCAGCCUUUGGAAGCAGUAGUUCUGUGACUGGUUUUGGUAGUCCAGGCUCACAUUUUCACACUGCUUUUUCCAAGUCACCCAGUGACACCUGUGGAAAUAGUAUAUCCACUUCUCUCCCAAUCUCAAAUGGAAGCACCACAACAGAUAAUGUAUUAUUCACACCCAAGGAUCAACUAACACCAAAAGAACUGGGCCAGUUUCAGUCAAAGAAAUUUACUUUGGGAAAAAUUCCACUAAAGCCACCACCUAUGGAACUUCUGAGUAUUUAAAAGGGUAAUUUUAAAUACAAAGAACAGUUUUUAAAAUUG
Manis pentadactyla (Chinese pangolin) is the source of this 1340-nucleotide messenger RNA. RefSeq names its product nucleoporin 42 (gene NUP42). Gene Ontology annotation, cellular component: nuclear envelope. The coding region runs from base 54 to 1301 and encodes 415 amino acids. Gene Ontology annotation, molecular function: nuclear export signal receptor activity; metal ion binding. NCBI's taxonomy places the organism in Eukaryota, Metazoa, Chordata, Mammalia, Pholidota, Manidae. The transcript has 7 exons. The record is from RefSeq and is a predicted model, not a curated record.